AAAUAAUAAUAAAUUCUCUAUUAUUUUAAUUAUAUAUUUAUUAUUUCUAAUUAAUUACUUUUAAUUACAAAAGUGAAAAUGUUUUCUACUUUUUACACAAAAUCGGGAGAAGAAUUAAAUCGGAUUUACGACAGACCUUUGGCAUUAAUUGCCUCAAAAAAAGCGUACGAUCAUUUUGUGGAUUAUACAACUGAAAAGCACAGAAUGGCCAUUCUUGCUGAUAAAGAAGUAAAAAGAUUGGAGGAAAUUAAAAAAGCCACUUAUGAAAUGUCAAAAACUUGGGACAAUACAAUUGAGAAUAUAAAUAGAAAAAAAGAAGAAGAAUUAUUAGCUAAAACUAAAAAAGAGGAAGCUGAUAAUAUUCAGUUUAUGGAGGAAAUGGCAGCAAAAAAAGCGGCAGAACAUGCAGAAGUUAUUGAAGAAGCUAGAAAAUUAUUGCUUUACACGAAACCUCAGUGUAGACUUAUUAACAGAGCACUUCUCACGUCCGAGUGUCUAAGGGAAUUAGAUGCACAGCUUCAAUUUCAAAGAAAUUUGAAGCACCUUGAGAAGGAACAAGAAAAUGAAUCCUCUGAAAACUUCAAACAGGAAAUUAAAAAACACGAAGAAGAAGAGAGAAAAAGAGCCGAAGAAAUGAUAUUGAAAAAUAAAAUCUAUGCAAGUGAACUAAAAAAGCAAAUUUAUAGAAAUGAAUGUAUCUCAAGAAAAAAAGAGGUAUUGCAAAAAGAAACGGCAAAACAGGAAUUAACAAAUAUUACAAAAAAAAUUGAAAUGGAAAAAAAAUUGGAAACUGAAGAAUCAGAAAAGAAGAAAAAACAAUUACGUGAACAAUUUCUAAAAGCCCUCGAGGACAAACGAAAACAUGAACUAAAAGUUAAGCGCGAUCAGGAAUUCGAGGAACAAGCAAUGGCUGUUUAUAAUAAAGGAAAACGACAAAUAGAAGCGAAAUUAGAUGAUCAAAUAAAAAGGGAAAAAGAAGACAGAAUUCGUCGUUCAGAAUAUUUAGCAAAAAAAUGUGCAGUUAUUGCAAAGUCACGUGACAAGGAGGAAGAGACGAUAUUGAAAAAGGCGUUAGAGAAAAAGAAUGCCGAGGAUGAGGAGAAAAAAAUAAUACGCAAACGAUAUGAGGAAAAAUUACGAAUGGAAAUGGAAAAAUAUCGACAGGAACUCGCUGUUUUAGUGGAAAAUCAGAAAAAAGAAGAGGAACAAUUUAAAGUAUGGGAAAUAAAACAGAGACUUGAGAGGGAUAAAUUCAACAAGGAUAUUAAAAUUCAGGAUUACAAGAGGGAAAAAUUGAAGAAAGAAAAAAUUGCCAACACACUUCGCAGGCAAAUUGCGCAGAAAGAAGCUGAACAGAAACGUAUAAAAGAAUUAGAUGAUAAAAAUGAUGUGACGAAGGAAAUAAUUGAGAAAACAAACGAAAAAAUUCUUUCCUAUGGUGAGGAAGUUCUUAAAGAAUCAGAAGGUGUCAGACCACUUUAUCCUAUUGUUAAAGUUCUUCAGGUAAACAAUUUAAAAACGAAGUGA
Leptopilina heterotoma is the source of this 1527-nucleotide messenger RNA. Its product is annotated as calponin homology domain-containing protein DDB_G0272472-like. The transcript is spliced from 9 exons. NCBI's taxonomy places the organism in Eukaryota, Metazoa, Arthropoda, Insecta, Hymenoptera, Figitidae. The record is from RefSeq and is a predicted model, not a curated record. Bases 79 to 1527 code for a protein of 482 amino acids.